AUGUGCAGUGGAAGCGGGGCCUGGUGGCGCGAAUCGUCGGCGUUGGGGCUCGGUUUCUCUGGUGACGAUGUGCACGGUGCUCACCGGUCCGUGACCAUGACAUCCCACAGGGAGCACGUCCGCAGGCCUUGGAUUGCGGAGCUGCUGCUGGAACAAGGAGCAGCCUGCAGUUGGUGCAAGUCGGCCCCGGUUCAAGUCACGGAGCUUGUUCCACUUGAGAACUGGAUUAAAGAAGCUGGAUAUGAAUCUGCUGUUGUUGUCUAUAUAUCAGAUUUAAAGUACAGAAUUAGGGCCGUGCUGACGGAAGAAGCUGGAAAUAACCUUCAGCAGGAAGAGGAGAACUAUACGCUCAAUCAACUCAAAAACAAAGGUAUUAUUUUGAAAAAAUUCACUAUUCAGGUCAGAUUGGAGCUGGAAUUGAAAGAUUGUGAAUUCUACCUUGUAGUUCAAGAUUUGAAGAUUCUACCUGGAGACAUGGGUUUCUCUGACGCACGCCCCUGUAACAAGGAUGUUGCCGUGCAGAAGAAGUUGAGAGAACUCUGGCAAAGUUACUUAAAUAACAUGAUAACCCAAGAAAAGACAUUUACCGAUCUCUGUCUAUCAAAUAUGAUUAAUGCUGCAGCGGAAGAUGAAAUUAGUGUGUUGAAACAUGCUGCUGAAAUUUGCCUUGAUCCAAAUGUUGGUUCCAAAGUUUCAGCAUCCACAACACCUUUCUUGUUACCAUCAGCAAAUCAGACUACAGGAUGGAAAGCUAUGAGAAGACAAAAUAAGAACAAGAGAAACAUUUUCACUGUAUCAGAAGCAAUGCUGAUGAUUUCUUCUCAUCAAGAAGAAGCUUUAAAUAAUAUAAAAGAAUGGAAGGAUGAUUUUGUGUGCGCUGAAGAUCCAGAAUCUGAGCAUAAUGGCUACACGGAUACAUCUAUGUGUAUUGCAGAAGAGCAGGAGGCUCCAUCUUCACAGAAUCCUUGGAAUGCAGUAUCACCUGUGUGCCUUGGUGGAAUUCCAUCUUCAGGAGAAACUUGUAUUUCAUGUACAUGUACAUCAGAAUCUUGUAAGAAGCACGAUGGCAAAUGUCAUGCCCUUUGCUCCACGUUCGUUGAUGCUCCUGCUUGUGGUGGUCCAGCUGUUGAGUUUCAGCUUCCAGAUAGCAACACACAGGAUGACCCAGACAAAUCGGUAGAGCUAUAUACAGAAGAGUCCGAACAUUCAGAAGUACAAUUCAGAAGUGCUAAAGGCCUGUUGCUCUCUCCAGCCACAUCAGCAGACAAAGGAAUGGACAGUAUGUAUGUGGCAGAGCUCAAGGAGGGCAACAGAGAGAAAUCCAUGAACUCCAGUAUGACUGCCUAUAACCAUUUGUUUAAAAGCCUUUCCCCUCUAUCAAGUACAACUAUUAAUUCCAGUGGCUUGAAUUGUGUGGGCUCAUUCAAAAAUGUAGCCCCUGUAUCAGCAGUUAAAAAUGGUGGCCAGUGUAGACCAAGCGUGGCCAUGUACAAUCAUGCAGCAGUAGCUGGAAACAGUGUACUGGAAAUGGAAGAAAAGCAGGUAAAUGAUAGCAGAGAUGAAGAAUGUUAUGAGAUUCCAAGAGCUGCAAAAAGAAAACGGCAGCAUAUGAAUGCAGAAGAUCAAUUGGAUGGAAAUGGUGUCGAUCAGGGCACUUCCUGGAUGCAGACAAGGGCUGAAGUUGAGGAUGAGAACUCCAGGAACUUGAGUAGCAAUGGGACCUUCAUUGAAACAGAUCAUUGUGAAGAAAUAGCUAAUGAUGUUUGUCAGGUGAAUAUCAAUACUGAACACAAAAAGGAAGGUGGAAUGAAUAAAAUGCUUAAAGAUAUUGAUUUGAAUAAUUUGCCAGGAAACAAGAAGGCAAUAUUAUCAUCAAAGUAUAAUAAAUUAGAAUUUGUUUCCGAGAGACCAUCUCAAGUUCGAAAUUUUGAAGGACAGGCAUCAGUAGUUACUCCAAUUGGCCAGCACACAGAGGAUGAUUGGAUGCAUGUUUUGCAUCAACAUAAUGCUAACCAAAACAAAGAUGAACCUCAGAGACAUCCUGAUGGAAGCAGAUUUUUAUACAGCUAUCCAGCACCUACUGCUGAGCUAAUUGCUCAGGUGAACUCUGUAAGGGUUUCAAGUGAGCUACUGAAGUGGGCGGUUUCGUAUCUCUCUGGACCAAGUUUGACUCGAGACUGACUGCUGCUCAAUGCUGACAUGCAAUUAGCUAUUGCUUGAAUUCUUUCAAAGCAUUUAUUACAUUUGAAUGCCAUUUUCUUUUGGUUUCAAUGAUGGUUCAUAUUAAAAGUGUGUUACUGUUAAUUCUGCUAAAUACCUCACUGGUUUAUUUAUAGGUACUAUUGUAUAGUAGUGGUGAUAAACCCAACGUUGCAAGAGUGGAAAAACAGAUAUUACACUACAUUUCCUGUUGACUCAGAGCAGCUUUGUCUUUGGACAAAAGACCAAAAGAAUUGAGAGAGAUCACAAAAAUUUCUUGCUCUCGCCAAGAAGUGUAAUUAAGUUUUUGAGGGGAAUUUUGUGGCAGACUCGUAAUUAGCCUUUAAGGAGGUGUAUUAUUAUAGUGAAGGUAUUAUAUCUAACUUUACUGUUUCUAUAUUUUUCUCUUGACAUGUUUAACUCCAAAUUCAGAGCUGUAUUUUUGGUAUGUGUAACAUUCGGAGAGGAGCCUUUACUGUUGUUUUGUUAGUAAAUAAACUUCUAAUAUUUUUCUUCAACAGUGUUUAAUUUUUAGAAACUAAAUUUGUUGUCAAGUAAGGAGUUUGUGUAUUGAAACUUAAUAUACAUUUGUUCACGAUCGUUCUUGCUAAAUCCAAAAAUUCCACUGGUAUAGUAAUUAGGGUUAGGAAUGAUCAAAAAACCAAUCUCAGGCGUAAAGAUACUUCAAAGUUUUACAAAGAGAUUACAAAGGUGGGAAGGGGCGAGAUUAUGGAGGGAUUUGAAAAUGAGUAAGAAUUUUAAAGUCAUAAUGUUUGCUUGAAAAAAGGUAUCUUCCUAAGACCAGUACCUGGAGCUCAAAAACAGCUUGAAAGCAUGUGAGUAUAUACAGCAUUUUCAAUAUUCAUCAGAUAAGGUAGCAUUUGAGGUGAGAGAAACAGUGUGAAUGUUCUAAGGUAACUGAAAAUAUAGUUUUAAAAACUACAUCUCUGUGUGUAGCUGGACUGCAUUUGGGUAAUAGCAUGUAUUGGUGAUUGAAUCAGGCCUACCUGAAGUAUUAGGUAUAGUUUUAGUCAAUAUUGUUGUUUUCUUGUAACUUGCAUUGGUUAAUAGCCAACAAUCCAUUUGUUAAUUGGAAAGGAAAUUCAGCAUUAAUAAGGACAAUUAUUUUGCUCUACUUGGUGCCCUACUAGUAUUGUUAGAGAACCCACCUUAUGAAGUAAGACCAACUAAUGUGUUUUGUCUCCAGACAACAGUAUAUACAAGUUCACUUCUAGCUGUUCAUCCAGUUGCUAGAUAAAGACAGGGGCCUAGAAACUAGAAAAGAAAACAUCGGAAUCUAUCUAUGCAUAAUCAUGCAUAGAAAUCAUUUUGUGUAGCUUUUGAAGUGAAAACACCCAUUUCCCAUUGGGUAAUUGAACUAGUUAUUUAGUGACAUCAUCGGGAUACAAGAUGCACAUUUAUGACUAACAGAAGUUACGUAACAGGUCACAACUAUGACUUCUAUUGUUCACUUACUGAUAAAUGAGCAGCAAAUUAGACAGCAAGUCACGAACCAUACAUGAUUCAAAGGAUCCCUACUGGGACAUCGACUUUAUCUCCAUUGAGACCCCCAUAUUAAUUUUCAGGUGCUGAACUUUUCCAUACAGCCAGUACCAAGGAAGACAGUAUACAUCUUAAUGCAAGAUGUGGAGAGUCGUGGCCCUGGUUUUUGCAGUGGCACUGUCAGUCAUUAUAGCAGGGGUGUGGGGGCUUCAGACUCCAGUGUGCCACUUCCACUCUUCCUCUUCUUUUCCCUCAGUUCCUUAAUGGCACUGUUGUGCUUCCCAGUGGGCGACACACAAAUGGAUGUGGCAGCCUGCAAGCAGCUGCUGUCCAUGAAAGCACAUCUCUUCUAUUGAUGUAAAUGGGAGGUGACCACACUGGUGAUUUCUUCAUGCAAGGAUAUCUCAAGUUACAAUUAAGCAAAUUUAUUAUUUUUGGGUGAUCCGGAUAUGGUCUUGGGAAAAGCAUAGCACCAUUUAGUGCUUCGAGAAUGGAUGAAAUCCAUUUUGAGCCUUAAAUCUGCUGGAAUUGGCAUUGAAGGGAGAACUGUGCUAUUGGUCAUCUCUGAGCUCUUGCGAUAUGACUAUUGUAAAGUGCAUGAACACAUGUGCCUAAUUUUUCUGAAGUCAAAAUUGUCAAUGAGAUGAAGAAAUUAUUAUUAAUUGAUGCACCGGGAAGGUAAAUUAGACCUUGGCUUUUAUGAAAAUAUGAGGAGGAAAGAAAAUAGGAUUUGUGUAAUGGGUGUUUGAUAGUCGACACUAAAGGGCUCGUUUCCAUGCUGUAUGACUCUGACUCUAUUUUGUUGACUGGUCAGUAAAUUAAAAUUCUCGCUGGCCUCUUACAUGAAUUUGUGCAUUUGAUUGUAUUGAGCUGUUACGACCUGUCAACGGCAC
Molecule: messenger RNA, 4595 nt
Organism: Pristis pectinata (smalltooth sawfish)
Lineage: Eukaryota; Metazoa; Chordata; Chondrichthyes; Rhinopristiformes; Pristidae
Exons: 13
Coding region: 1-2181 (726 amino acids)
Biological process (GO): telomere capping; telomere maintenance via telomerase
Cellular component (GO): telomerase holoenzyme complex; chromosome, telomeric region; shelterin complex
Molecular function (GO): telomeric repeat DNA binding
Source: RefSeq, a predicted model, not a curated record